AUGUCCCCUGGAAGACAUCCCUUCUGGCCCGAGAAAGUUCUUGUUAUGACAGCAGUUGCUUUCACUUCUACAAUAACUCAAAAUACAUCUGAGAUCACAUGUGAGUUUAUCAGCCAGAAAGCUGAGGGUUCAGGAGCACCAGAGACAUCAGUAUCUCCUAAGAUUUCUAACAUUUUGGAAGAUCUUGGGUGUUAUUUGAAUUCUCAAGGAACAGAGAACAUCUAUAAAACAAUUAAAAAUGUGGAAGUCAAUCUAUUUCAAGAUAUUGAAUUAAGAAUAAUAAUGAGAAUUUCAAAUAUCAUUUCAUGCUUUUGGUUCUUUAAAGAAAGAAAAGCUUGUAAACUUUUUUUGGACUCAGAGAAUCAAUAUAUUACAUCUUUGACUUUUUCACAAAUAAAAGAAGGACAAGCUGGAAAAUACACCCUCUUGGUCACAAGUGAAACUAGCAAUUACACAGUAGUUGUGCCUGUUCUCGUCCGAAAAAAACCAGGCAAGCCCUAUUUCAGGAAAAGGGAAAAUUCGGAUUCUAUCGAGUGCAUAUCUGAGAGCUACCCCCAGCCCUCAGUGGAAUGGAUAUUCUGCAAAACACCUGAAAAGAGUUGCCCUGAUAAAAUGCAUGAAGAAACUGGAGAAAUAGAUGGCAUACAGAUGGUGCAACAUGAAUUAUUUCAAACUUACAUAUGGUGCUGUGCAGAUAAUGUCCUGGGCAGAGAAUGCACCAGCCUCUUUACAAUAGAUUUGAAUGAAAGGCAAGCAGCACCUUUACCUGAACUGCUACUUAAGGUCGGGGAACCAUUGCUGAUCAGAUGCAGAGCUGUUCACCAUAAUUAUAAAUUCAGAAUAAAAUUAUGUUCUGAAAACAGAGAAGUUCAGGAUCGCCAGUUUGGAGGAUUAGACUACCUAGCAGACCGCUCAGCAAUUCAGAUCCAGUAUGUAUAUGCUUCAGAAGCAGGAAGAAGUGAUAGUGGACGUUAUACCUGUUCUUCUACUGCUCAUCCGAAUCAAACUGCUUUGGUCACAGUUUUAGAAAAGGGAUUUAUAAAUGUAACUGACUCUAAAGAAGAUUUUGAAAUUGAUGAGGAAGAGUUUUGCUUUGAAGUUAACUUCACAGCGUAUCCACCAGUUAGAUGCAUGUGGUUAUUUUCCAAAAAAACAUUUCCAUGUCAACAAAGUUACAAUGUGGAUGGACACAGCAUGUCAUCAAAGUUCUGCAACCAUCAGCGCCAGUCUGGGAUAUACAUAUUUUAUGCUGAAAAUGAUGAUAUGGUUGUGACAAAAAAAUUCACUCUCUACGUGAGAAGAAAGCCUGAAAUAACGAUGCAGCAGUUGUUCACACAGAUCUCAUGCACUGCUGAAAGUUAUCCUGCCUCAUCCUGGGUUUGGAGGAACUGUCUUGAGCUGAACUCAUCCAACUGCAUAGAAGAAAUUGCAGAGGGGAUUCACAACUUCUUGCCGAAGAGGAGGUCCCUGGGGUCAUGGAUUUCAAGCAGUACUUUAGAUCUAAAGGAGACAGCGACAACCUUCUCUGUGGAGUGCUGUGCAAACAAUUCUGCUGGUUCAGCCUGUAAAAAGAGUUUCAUUAACCAGCCAGGAGCUGUUUCUUCUCUCACGGAAAAUGAUGCAUUCUAUGUCUCUGUUGGAUUUUUUCUCCUAUUGAUCACUUUUGUGUUUGUAUUCAUGUUUCUUAAAUACAAAAAGCAAUUUAGAUAUGAAAGCCAGUUGCAAAUGAUACAGAUGAUAGGGCCAUCAGAUAAUGAGUACAUCUACAUUGACUUCAGAGAAUUCGAAUAUGAUCUGAAAUGGGAAUUUCCCAGGGAAAACCUGGAAUUUGGACAGAUCCUUGGUUCUGGGGCUUUUGGAAAAGUGGUGAAUGCUACAGCUUAUGGAAUUAGCAAUGCAGAAGAUUCAGUCCAGGUCGCAGUCAAAAUGCUAAAAGAAAAACCUGAUGCUUCAGAAAAAGAUGCUCUAAUGUCUGAGCUGAAAAUGAUGACUCACAUUGGAAGCCAUGAAAAUAUUGUGAACCUACUAGGAGCUUGUACUGUGUCAGGACCAAUCUUCUUGAUAUUUGAGUACUGUUGCUAUGGUGACCUUCUGAACUACUUAAGGAGCAAGAGAGAAAAGUUUCACUGGACACUGACAGAUAUUUUUAAACACCAUAAUUUCAGCUUUUACCACAAUAUUCAUUUGGACCAAAAUUCCAGGAUGGGGACUCACCUGAAGUAUGGUGUAAAUACAACUCUAUGCAGAGAAGAUGAAUUUGAAACCAUGCAAAGAAGUCAAAACAUAAAUGUGACACUUGGAUCAAAUGGGAUAGUGCUGUUCUCUGAGGAAGAUAAAAUUAAGGAUGCAAGCACACAGGUGGAUGAAGAAGAGGAUUUUAAUGUGCUCACUUUUGAAGACCUUCUUUGCUUCUCUUAUCAAGUUGCCAAAGGAAUGGAAUUUCUUGAGUCCAAAUCGUGCAUUCACAGAGACCUUGCUGCCCGGAAUAUACUAGUGACCCAUGGAAAAGUGGUGAAAAUAUGUGAUUUUGGCCUUGCCAGAGAUAUAAUGAAUGACUCCAACUACAUCGUCAGGGGGAACGCUCGUUUACCUGUUAAAUGGAUGGCUCCUGAAAGCUUAUUUGAGAGGACGUACACAGUGAAGAGUGAUGUCUGGUCAUAUGGAAUAUUGCUAUGGGAAAUAUUCUCUUUGGGUGUAAAUCCCUACCCUGGUAUUCAGGUUGAUACAAAUUUCUACAAAUUAAUACAAAGUGGAUUUAAUAUGGACCAACCAUAUUAUGCUACAAAAGAUGUCUAUCGCAUGAUGCAGUCCUGUUGGGCCCUUGACUCCAGAAAAAGACCCUCUUUUUCUUGCCUGGUUUCCUCUCUUGCCUGUCAGCUGGCUGAGGCAGAAGGAGCAGUUUACCAGAAUAUGAAGAAAAAUGCUGCUACAAACAAUUCCAGCAUCAAAACUAAACUAGGAGGUGUAAGCAGGAAUGAGGAAUCUCUGCUGUUCCCAACUGAGCACCAUCAUGAGGACCCUCAGGCUGAAAAAUAAUCUGGGUUGUGGAUUUGAUUAUUUUCAUAAACUCUGUGUAGGAUAAGUGUUUUACAUCAGCUCCAAGAAGAGAUUUUGUCACCAAAUGCAGCACUGUUAGCAUUUUUUGUGGUCCCAUCCAUAUUUUUGUGACUUUGAGAAGAAGAGAUAAUUCAUUUAUUUGAAUUCAGCAAACACAUCUAUAGCAAGACAGGUCUUUUUGCUACCUCUCUACAACUGGAUAUCUCUUUUCCUGGUGUUGUGUAAAUAGUGUAUUGAAUUCAUACUGUUCUUGCCU
Messenger RNA from Neopelma chrysocephalum (saffron-crested tyrant-manakin), 3313 nucleotides. It is a transcript of the gene FLT3, whose product is annotated as fms related tyrosine kinase 3. Gene Ontology annotation, biological process: cell surface receptor protein tyrosine kinase signaling pathway; positive regulation of kinase activity; B cell differentiation. Gene Ontology annotation, molecular function: transmembrane receptor protein tyrosine kinase activity; ATP binding. The transcript has 24 exons. Lineage: Eukaryota; Metazoa; Chordata; Aves; Passeriformes; Pipridae. The record is from RefSeq and is a predicted model, not a curated record. Bases 1 to 3036 code for a protein of 1011 amino acids. Gene Ontology annotation, cellular component: signaling receptor complex.